Paramecium primaurelia is the source of this 1009-nucleotide messenger RNA. NCBI's taxonomy places the organism in Eukaryota, Ciliophora, Oligohymenophorea, Peniculida, Parameciidae. The record is from the annotation of a GenBank genome assembly.
AUGAUAUAAUUUAUAUGCCUAAUUAUAUCUUUAGUAUCUGCAAGAAAUCCAUUUAUUACAGCAUUUGUAAACUCAAUCAAAACAACUUGGACAGUAUAUAAUUCUUCUAUUUAUUUAGGCUGUUAAUUAUGAAAGAUGGAAUGAUAAAUCAGAAGAAUUUUACUCUAAAUUUUUCAAUGUUAUAGUAGAUCAUAGUGAUCCAAUUCAAUAUAAAUAUUAUGAAAAUUUAGAAGCUUUACCAUCAAGCUUUUCAGCCUAUGAAAAAUGGCCUGGUUGUACAUCCAUUAAACUAAUUCAUGAUCAAGGGAACUGUGGUUCUUGUUGGGCAGUAUCAGCUGUUUCUACAAUGACUGAUCGUCUUUGCAUUGCCUCUGGUUAAACAGAUAAGAGACAAAUUUCUGCUGAAGAUCUUUUAAGUUGUUGUGGUAUUAAUUGUGGAGAUGGUUGUGAUGGGGGUUAUCCAAUGGGAGCUUGGAAGUAUUUUAAAAUAGAAGGUAUAGUAACAGGAGGUAUAUAUAAUGAUUUUACUUUUUGUAAAUCAUAUUCGUUUCCUCCUUGUAGUCAUGGAAAUAAUUCAGGAAAAUACUCUAAAUGUGAUGAAGACAUUUUCAUGUUAUCUAAUACACCUUUGUGCACAAGAAAAUGUCAUUCUUAAUCUUAUAGAACUUAUGAAGUUGAUAAAAUCAAAUCAAGAGAUAAUCCAUAUUAACUUAUAAGAGAUUAAGAACAAAUCAAAAAUGAAAUCUAUUUGAAUGGACCUGUAUAAGCAGUCUUUUCAGUUUAUGAUGAUUUCUUAAGUUAUAAAUCUGGUGUAUAUUAAUAUACAACUGGAUCAUUAAGAGGAAGACAUGCAGUUAAAAUAAUUGGUUGGGGAACAGAAAAUGGAAUACCUUAUUGGGAAGUAGUAAAUUCAUGGAAUGAUGGUUGGGGUAUCAAUGGAAAGUUUAAAAUUUUAAGAGGAUCUAAUCAUUUAGGUAUUGAAGAAAAUGUGAUUGCAUCAAUUAUUUGA